AAACAUUUCAUAACAGAUAUUUGUGACUCCACUGUGUUCUGAUGAUUAAAAUCUGGAUGGUUUGUUAAGAAUGUUUUCUUAAAAAUUAUUCAACCGCAAUGAAUUGUGGUCUAUAUUUGGUAAUGCAGUGAGCAUCGAUACGCACUAGUUUUUCCACAAAGACUUCUGGGAAAUUUCUAGUGCACUCAUGGAAUAGAUUUUGGAACAAAAUGCUGAACGGGCAAUAUAAGUGAGUAGUGAAGGAAUUCGGACUUGCCUUAAAAAACAAGACAAGCUUUUUUAAAUUUUGUCCAAAACAUCUUAAUCAUGUUUAAAAGACCACUGGGAAUGCUUUGGAUAAGAUCAAAAGAUGAUGGGAAUGGGACUUUAGGCAGUAACAAAAUUGCAUAUCUGAUUUAAAAGCAUCAUGUUCUUCUUUACACCUUUAUAGUUUCGAGCGAGGUUGACGUCUUUAAGUACAGACUCACAACAUCAUGUGUUUGUGCUGUCAGAUCACAACAAAACACUUCAUUGUUUUUAUUACAGACAAAAAUUGGGACUUUUUUAUGAAAAUGUCUCAAUUUGUAUAAAAAUUUGUUUUUUUUUCUAGGAAAAGAAAGCUGCUCCUACUGCAUACACACAAACAGAAACGCACACACGAACGCACACGCACAGCUCCGAUCCUGCUUGCCUCAUCAGAAGUAGAUCAGGCUGCUCUGCUGCAAUGCUCUCUCUCUCUGUUCAUUCUGCCUCCUUCACUGGAGCUCCAGCAGAAGCCUGCAGAUCAGCAUGCUCACAACCGGACCAUCAGACACGAGGUCGCAAGACUGAGCUCCAGAGGAUGCAGCAGCAGGGAUGAUGACAAACUGAGAUCAGAACAAUGAGAGCCAGGACAAUGCUUGUGAGUCCAGCCCCUCUGUUUGUCCUGCUGCUCUGUAAGUUCCUGGGAUGUGGGGUGCUGUCCAUUUGUCCGUCGGUGUGCUCCUGCAGCAGCGGUCACCGGGUCGUGGACUGCUCUUCCAGAGGCCUGACCAAGCUCCCGCCUGGUCUGCAACACAACAUCCGCUUCCUCAACCUGUCCUUCAACAGCAUGCAGAGCCUGGACAGUCAUCUAAGCUGCUAUGGACACCUACGAACCCUGGAUCUGUCCUUCAACCAUCUGGUGCAUCUACCAGCUGCACUCCCACGGUCCCUGUGGGAUGUCAGGGCAGUGGGGAACCACCUGCGCCUGCUGGACAAGAACGACACAGCAUACCACUGGAACCUGAGAGAGCUGGAUCUGUCUGACAACGAAUUGGAGAGAGUGGUCUUCAUAAACAACACCUUACUGAACCUCAGAGGUCUGAAUCUGAGCCACAACAGGUUUUGGACUGUGCCCACUAAUAUGCCACACAACCUGGAGGUGAUUGACCUGUCCCAUAAUUAUCUUGUCCAGAUCCUCCCAGGAUCGCUGGACAGGCUCCCCGGGCUGCUCCACUUCUACAUGCAUGCUAACCGCUUCUCCUGGUUGCCCAAGGGCAUUUUUGACCGGCUGAGCAGGUUGGAGGUCAUAACACUUGGAGAUAACCCCUGGGCAUGCGAAGAAGAAGAAAACAUCACAGGGUUGCUCAGAUGGUCUGAGGAAACACGAACGACCAUCUUCGGAUGCCCCUGUUACACCACAGCAAUCUGUGGACGGACCCGCCUGGUCCCAACAGGGAGGGAGCAUUCCCCUGCUUUGCUGACAGAACCCCCACUCUGGGUUGGAAGAGCUGAUGGGGGGUACGGCCAAUCUCCAGCAAGGACUGCAGGGGUUACUUCAAAGUAUCAGGCUAGACCUGCCCUACAUGAUGCUGCCAUCUACCAGGGCAGGGGCGUGGUGACAGACCCUGUGGACUGGGACUUACUGGUUUGGACUUCCUCUCCCGGUUCCUACAGUCCAACCCCCCACACAAGCACAACAGCUCGCCUGCAAGCAUCCAGGAAACCCAAGAUGGCCACGACCAAGAGUGAUGGUCGUGCAGUCCAGAGCCACACCACUGUCCUAACUGCUGCUUUCAUAACCACUUUCACUGUCUUCUGAGCUGCCUGCGGGUGCAUGGUGCUGCUGUCCUCACCGUGCUGAUGCAUAUAGAGACUGGCUGCAUGUUCAGAAUCAAACGCUGGGUACACAUACAGGGGUGAAUAAGAAAGGUGCUGAAUGUGGACCCUUUAAACGCUGGAAAACCUUGAAGAAACAGUAAUAUGUUCCUUUUUUUUGUAGCACGACCAUAAGCAGUAGAACAAUGAUUGAUGUGUACAACUCAUGCUCGGGGUCAACAGCUCUGACCUUUAAGACUUCAGCAAAGCGAAUACAGUAAACAAAAGAUUACAUCCAGAGUAAGUUUUUCUACCAAAAGUACUUAAGCUUUCGUCACAUUGCCGCCCUGCACAGCAGUGAUUUCGUUUGCCAGUCAUUUCAGAAAAGUUUUAAGCUCGGCACUACCAGCUCCACUAGAGCCGCUCACUAAACGGAGAGGCGCCAAAAACUGAGACAGAACCAGAGUGCUGCUUGGAUGGACUAUGUUAAGGUGCUUUCAGACCAUAUACAACAACUCGCAUGACAUGUUUGAGCUCUGAGAACCUGCAGCUCAAAUGGGUUAAUGAAAAAUAUGGAAGUUCAGGACAAAAACGCUCAUUUUGGAUUACAAUUCUACCCGCUGAUCAAGUCACUGAAAACGUCAUGUGUCCAAAGCUGAGUUCCUGAUUGGCAGAUGUGAAAUGGCGACCUGUCAAACUGCAGAUAUUCAAAAAUUCAUACAUUCUGGCUGCGCCGCCCAAUUUGUGCGGCGCGCUGCCAUCACGGGACUUCAGAUCGCCUCAUGUUGCAUCUAUUCCAUUGACUUAACAUUGAAACUGGCCACCUCCGCUGUACAAAUUGCGUUGAGUGUGAAUGCUUCUUAAGAGAAAAUUCUUGCUGUUCUGGUGAGAGUGAAUCCCACAGACGUGAUGAAAGAUGCACGACAGCAGGACCUGCUGACAUCCCUUCAGACUAUCAAAAGUCCCAGGAAUCAGUGGCUCUGUUUGACCAACAAGGAGCUCACCUUCACCACGACAAAAGCAGCAUUACGGUCUAGCCUCGGAGUCUGUGGGCUUUGCAGAGCAGUGGCAGAAGACACUGGCUUUGAGCUGUGCUGCUGGUCUGUGUGGAGGAACAUCACUGCCUUCAGAAGGAGGGUGUUGUAGGCUCCACCGUGUCUCUGCUCUCAGACUCUUCGCUGACUCGGACGGUUUACCGAAUAAAAGUCAAUAAAACAUA
Messenger RNA from Oryzias melastigma (Indian medaka), 3256 nucleotides. It is a transcript of the gene omgb, whose product is annotated as oligodendrocyte myelin glycoprotein b. The record is from RefSeq and is a predicted model, not a curated record. Bases 860 to 2041 code for a protein of 393 amino acids. Gene Ontology annotation, molecular function: protein binding. The transcript has 3 exons. NCBI's taxonomy places the organism in Eukaryota, Metazoa, Chordata, Actinopteri, Beloniformes, Adrianichthyidae. Gene Ontology annotation, biological process: neuron projection regeneration.